AUGCAAUCCGUCGAACUAUACAACCCCAACUCGCCAAACUUACACGUCUCGUCUCUCGCCUCUAUGUACUCCUUAUCCGAGGAUCUCAACCCUCUCAACUACCAGUUGACUACGGACGACUUCAUUGCACUUGCUCAACCCGACGGGCAACUUUUAUAUACCCUUGAUCCAUCCACCUCGACAUCUCUAUUUUGGGCGUUGUAUCGUUUAGUGCGGUACAUUACCCGCGCCGCAUCACACGACCUCUAUCAGGACGCUACCAUUCCAUUCGCGUCCAAGGGUUACAUCCCUCAAAUUUAUUUCGACCGAAUCGGCAUGCAGCGCCCAGACAUCCUCGCCAUCCAGGAAUAUCAUUCCAUCAAUCCGCUUUGCGGAUAUACCAGUAGAGAAAAUCUCAUCGCCUGGUACCGCGACUUCCAGACAAUCGGACGACUCACAGUUCAGUGGAUCCAGACCGCGCGCCGACAGACGCUUCAACUGGGAGACGGGACGGGAUGGAAUUGGGAGGCACGCCACGGGCCUCGUCUCGAGUACCCAAACCGUCUACUCAUCACCAACGACACUUCCGAGACGGAAGCCGAUUUUUUUUCCGACACUAGUUCUGAAGGGUCAGAGAGCGAACUGGGCAGCUGGAGUGCUGAAGGUUCCGGUACGGGAAUCGCCCAUGUUGACAACCGCGUAAUUUUACACCCAACCAAGUCCGCUUACGCCGCCCGCUACCCCGAUUUCAAUCCCUUUGCCGGUUUACCGCUUAUCAACAAUGGCUACGUCGACGAUAACAACAACAUGUGCCGAGCCAUGAUUAUUCACCCCGCUAUGGGAGCCAACCAGGCCGGUGCGACUAUCGAUUACGCUAAUGCGCUUUUUACGGUUCAGGAUGCAGAAGAGUAA
Messenger RNA from Laccaria bicolor S238N-H82, 891 nucleotides. RefSeq lists its product as uncharacterized. The record is from RefSeq and is a predicted model, not a curated record. The transcript has a single exon. The coding region runs from base 1 to 891 and encodes 296 amino acids. NCBI's taxonomy places the organism in Eukaryota, Fungi, Basidiomycota, Agaricomycetes, Agaricales, Hydnangiaceae.